Lasiodiplodia theobromae is the source of this 2049-nucleotide messenger RNA. Its product is annotated as Ribosome biogenesis GTPAse. The transcript is spliced from 2 exons. Gene Ontology annotation, molecular function: GTP binding; GTPase activity. The coding region runs from base 1 to 2049 and encodes 682 amino acids. Gene Ontology annotation, cellular component: cytosol. Gene Ontology annotation, biological process: ribosomal subunit export from nucleus. The record is from RefSeq and is a predicted model, not a curated record. Lineage: Eukaryota; Fungi; Ascomycota; Dothideomycetes; Botryosphaeriales; Botryosphaeriaceae.
AUGGGUCUCCCAAAGUCCAAAAACGCGGUCGGACUGGGCAACAGCCUGAUGAACGACCGCUUCGGCAAAGGCAAGGGCUCCGACAUGCGCCGCGGCAACUACAAUGGCGCAAUUGAGCGGACAGGUCAGAAUGGCGAGAAGUACAUCACCAACGCCAAGAAAGAGGCGUCAUGGGUCAAAAUGCGCAGCGUCACGGAGCAGGCGGCGCUGGACGAGUUCCUCAGCACGGCCGAGCUGGCGGGCACCGACUUCACGGCGGAGAAGAUGAACAACGUCAAGAUCAUCCACAAGGACCAGAAGAACCCGUACCUGCUGUCGGCCGCCGAGGAGCGCGCCGCCGUGCGCAAGCAGAACGCCCACCGCAAGAACCUCACCGUGCCGCGCCGCCCGCCGUGGGACGCGCAGACGACGCCGCGCGAGCUCGACGAGCGCGAGCGUGAGAGCUUGCUGCAGUGGCGCCGUGGCCUCGCUGAGCUGCAGGAGAGCAAUGACCUGCUCAUGACUCCCUUUGAGCGCAACAUCGAGGUCUGGCGCCAGCUGUGGCGUGUCAUCGAGCGCUCCGAUCUCGUUGUGCAGAUUGUGGAUGCCCGCAACCCGCUGCUGUUUAGGUGCGACGACCUGGAGAAUUACGUGAAGGAAGUGGAUCCGAAGAAGAACAACUUGUUGCUGGUGAACAAGGCGGAUAUGAUGACGUUUGAGCAGAGGCAGAUGUGGGCGAAUUAUUUCGUGGAGAACAAGAUCAACUACAGAUUCUUUUCGGCUGAGCUGGCACGGGAGAUGAACGAGGCAAGAGAUCUCGAAGAUUUGGAAGAAGAGGAGGAGCUUGAGUCCGACGAGGCUGAGACGGGCGAUAAGUUGGCUGAAGAGGCCAAGAAAUUGGACAUUCAAGAUAAGGAGGAUGAAGAGAAGAAAUGGGUUGAGGAGGAGACCGUAAAUGUGGAAGAGAACGGCGUACCUCUCCCAAGUUCCGAGGAAGAGACAGUUAAGACGGAGCAGAACGGUGUCCCUCUUACCGGCUCUGAGGCUACCCGGAUUCUGACGACCGACGAGCUGGAGGCUCUUUUCCUUGAGCAUUCACCCGAAGUGGCCACCGGCCCUGACGGUCAGCCCAGGAAGACCCAGAUUGGUCUUGUUGGUUACCCCAACGUCGGAAAAUCAUCCACCAUCAACGCUCUCAUCGGCGCUAAGAAGGUGUCUGUCUCCGCCACACCCGGAAAGACCAAGCAUUUCCAGACCAUUCACCUGAGCGACAAGGUGGUGCUCUGCGAUUGUCCCGGUCUCGUUUUCCCCAACUUCGCAUCCACCAAGGCUGAACUCGUCUGCAGCGGUGUCUUGCCCAUUGACCAGCUUAGGGAGUUCACUGGCCCUGCCGCGCUUGUGGCUCAGCGCAUCCCGCAAGCCUUCAUGGAGGCCAUUUACGGCAUGAAGAUCAACAUCAGGCCCUUGGAGGAGGGCGGCACGGGCAUUCCGACGGCCGAAGAGAUGCUCGCCGCCUACGCCACCGCCCGUGGUUUCUCGACACAGGGUCUCGGCCAACCGGAUGUCUCGCGCGCCGCUCGCAUCGUUCUGAAGGACUACGUGAAGGGCAAGCUCCUGUACUGCCACCCGCCCCCGGCCGAGCCGCCGAUCGAUGGCAGGUAUUUCAACCGCGACUUGUACGACGCAUCUCACCUCCCCGAGAAGCGCCGCGCCGCGUUCUCCAUUGCCGAAGAGUCGAGCGUGGCAGGCGCACCCAGCGACAACGUCUCGCUGAUGGACGACCCCGACGUCAUCCCCCUCGGAAAGAAUAGGGUGCAGGGAGAGAAGAGCCGACAGAUUGACAACAGAUUCUUCGCCCCGAAAGGCAACGGCGGCCAUCUAAACAAGCCGUUCCACGACAAGUACACCGAGCAAGGUCAGGCUUCUGGGAAGCAGCUGAGUGGACGCAAGGCGUUGAUAAUGGAGGCUUUGGACAAGGAUGUUGACCCCUCAGAGCUCAAGAAGAGCAAGAAGCACUUCAAGGGUAAGAGGAAGGUCAAGGUCAGGAACCAGGGAGGUGGUUACGAGUAA